CCCCCACAACAUGCCUGAGCCCAGCGUCACCACGAGGCUCCGGCUCUCCGGGCUCUGCUUCCUCCUCCAAAUCCUCACCAUCCUCCUCUUCGCUGCCUUUGUGCGCUUCAGCCCCGAGAGCAGCCCCAAGCUCUGCUCCCAGCCCCUCAACUGCAGCUGGAGAAACCAGGAUUCGGGAUUCCAGCACCACCGUUUCCGGGAUGUCCACCUCCAAGCUCUCCUUGGCUUUGGGUUCCUGGUGGCCUUCCUCAGUCGUUAUGGGCCGGGCAGUGUGGCCAUCAGCAUCCUCGUCGUGGCCUUUGCCAUCCAGUGGGCUGUGCUGCUCCAGGGCUUCCUGCAUCAAUUCCGGAAUGGCAAGAUCCACAUGGGAGUUCAGAGCAUGGUCCGUGCUGACUUCUGCGCUGCAGCCACCCUCAUCUCCACGGGAGCUGUGGUGGGCAGGGUGAACCCUGCGCAGAUGCUGCUGCUGGCCCUGCUGGGAGUCACCCUCUUCACCCUCAAUGAGCACAUCCUGCUCGGCCUCCUGGGGGUGAGUGACAGCGGCGGCUCCGUCACCGUCCACACCUUCGGUGCUUAUUUUGGCUUGAUGGUAUCCCGGAUCUUGCCCCAGCUCCAUAUGGACCAGAGGGAGGAGCAGCAGGACACGGGGCACCAGCCAGAUGUCUUUGCUGUGGUCGGAACCAUCUGCCUGUGGAUCUUCUGGCCCAGCUUCACCUCCACCACCACUGCCCAGGGCAGUGCUGAGCCCUGGGCAGUGCUCAACACCUACUUCUCGCUGGCGGCGAGCACCAUGGCCACCUUCAUCCUCUCACCUAUCCUCUGUGAGGAGAGCACCCCGCGGAUGGCUCAGAUCCAGGAUGCCGCCGUGGCUGCUGUGGCCGUGAUGGGUAUGGCUGGGGAGAUGCUGGUCACCCCCUUCGGGGCGCUCAUCGCGGGGUUCCUGGCUGGUCUGAUCCCUCCACUUGGCUUCAGGUUCCUCACGCCCGUCCUGUGUUCCAGGCUUAAAAUCCAGGACACGUGUGGGGUUCACAACGUCCAUGGGCUGCCCGGGAUGCUGGGCGCCUUCCUGGGGACGCUGCUGGCAGCACUGGCCACUGCAGAUGCUUACGGUGGCAGGCUGGAGCUGGUGUUCCCGCUGGUGGCCCGGGGCAGCCGGACAGGCACGGCGCAGGCUCUGCACCAGCUCAGCGCCCUGCCCCUCACGCUGCUGCUGGCCACGCUCGGGGGGUGCCUCACGGGAGCCGUCCUGCGGAUAAAAGGGCUGAGAUCUGCCCCGGCCCCCCGGUACCCGGACAACACGGAGGUAAAGCUGGUGGAUGAGGAAGGAUGUGAGCACAGAGUGAGCAGAAAGGGGCGGGGCACCAGCACCUUGGUCUAAUGACGCCACAGCGAGGUCCAGCACCACCAGUUCAACCCUCUGCUGGCAUCACCAGUGCUGGGCAGCUUCUGCCAGCCCGGAGCUCCCAAUGGCCUGCUCCGGAGGCAGCCAGGCUUGUCCCGAUGUGGGAGCCAGCUCCUGGUCCUGUUUUGGGCACAGUCGGGUGCCCCACAGGCCUUUGCAGGGUGAAGAGAUGCUGCAGUGAUCCGGGUGCUAUUGUGGGAGCGACCAGCUUGUUCCAGGGACACCUCAGACAUGGCUCAGCCACUUCCCCUCUCUGCCUUGUGCCUCAGUUUCCCCAUCUACUGCUCUCCAAGGAGAGGAAGGCGAUGACAGGGGCUGUUUUGGGGUACCAGGCUCCACAGAAAAGACUUCCUAUGGACACUUUUGCACACAACGAUUAAAACCCAAAGAGAUUUUGUAGCUUCA
Molecule: messenger RNA, 1807 nt
Organism: Strigops habroptila (Kakapo)
Lineage: Eukaryota; Metazoa; Chordata; Aves; Psittaciformes; Psittacidae
Gene: RHBG
Product: Rh family B glycoprotein
Exons: 10
Coding region: 11-1378 (455 amino acids)
Biological process (GO): ammonium transmembrane transport; ammonium homeostasis
Cellular component (GO): plasma membrane
Molecular function (GO): ammonium channel activity
Source: RefSeq, a predicted model, not a curated record